Messenger RNA from Elaeis guineensis (African oil palm), 3538 nucleotides. RefSeq names its product kinesin-like protein KIN-14R. Gene Ontology annotation, biological process: microtubule-based movement. Gene Ontology annotation, cellular component: microtubule cytoskeleton. The record is from RefSeq and is a predicted model, not a curated record. Lineage: Eukaryota; Viridiplantae; Streptophyta; Magnoliopsida; Arecales; Arecaceae. Gene Ontology annotation, molecular function: microtubule binding; microtubule motor activity; ATP binding.
UCCAAACAAAGAGAGAACGGAGAAAAGAAACUCUCACGGCCCCCUAACCCCACCUCUCCAUUCCAAGAUUUCAGAGAUCUGUGAAAAGUUUUCAGCUCAGAAUAUCCGAUGGAAGAGAACCAGCAGGGCUCUUUCCGCCCCUACACGGAAACCCUAACCCUAAAUUCCGGUUUCUUGAGCCCGUCUUUCUGGAUGAAAGAUUCAGAGAAGGUGUCUUCUCCCGUAGUUGAAGCGGAUCCGGCGAUGGGGGUCUCCGACGAGGAUUCCUUUGAUUCGAUGAUCUUGAUUUCUGGGUCAAGGCUAGUUCAGUCUGGCCUCAAGGAGACGGAUUGCCGAGAUGAUUUUGUCAUGUUUGUGAAUGCUGGUGGUCCUGCAAUACAAGGACGAGAUUCCCGCAUAAAUUUUGAGGGUGACUCUUAUUUUCAAGGAGGAGAUGUAAUAGAAACCAAUGAGGCAAUAGUUGAAGGUGGUGAUUACCCAUUAAUGUAUCAGUCCGCACGCUAUGGAAAUUUCUGCUACAAGUUUGAUGGUCUUGCACCUGGAGAAUACUUUGUAGAUCUGCACUUUGCAGAAAUAGUUAACACAUAUGGGCCUAAAGGAAUUAGGGUGUUUGAUGUUUCCGUGCAAGAAGAGAAGAUACUGUCUGAACUCGAUAUAUAUGCUGUCGUUGGAGCUAAUAAGCCUUUGCAGCUAAUUGAUGUCAGAGUCCUCGUGUUGGAUAAUGGAGUUAUUGUUAUAAGAUUCGAAGGAAUUAGUGGGACUCCGACUGUUUGUGGGAUUUGCAUUAGAAAAGCACCCAGAUUGUCAGCACCUUUGGUGAAAGCUGAGCAUCUGAUUUGUAACAAAUGUGCUACUGAGAUUGAAGUUUCUCCGACUCAGACCAGAGCUCGAGGUAAAUUUAUUGCCAAGUAUGAGAAGAAAAUACAAGAGCUGACUAGUCAAUGCAAAUUGAAAUCUGACGAAUGCUAUGAAGCUUGGAUGUCUCUAACAGCUACAAAUGAACAGCUAGAAAGGCUUAAAAUGGAGCUUGACAAUAAGCUCUUCCAAACAGAAACUCUGGAACAAGCUGUUCAAAAACAAACGGACAAAUUGAAAGAUGUUUCUGAAAGGUACGAACAUGAUAAGAAGUCAUGGUUUGCUGCUAUCUCUAAUUUGGAAGAAAAAAUUAAGGCAAUAAAACAAGAGCAAUCCCAACUUUCUCUUGAUGCACAUGAAUGUGCCAACUCAAUUCCUGACUUGAAUAAGAUGAUCAUUGCUGUUCAGACCUUAGUUACACAGUGUGAAGAUCUUAAAAUAAAGUACAGUGAAGAGAUAGCCAAGAGAAAGAAAUUAUAUAAUCAAGUUCAAGAUGCAAAAGGGAACAUCAGAGUGUAUUGUAGGUGUCGUCCUUUAACUAAGGGGGAGGUUUCAUCUGGUUGCACAACCAUAGUGGACUUUGAUGCAGCAAAGGAGGGUGAUAUUGGGAUCAUGACUAGUGGAUCUACCAAAAAGACAUUUAAAUUUGACAGAGUUUAUACACCAAAGAAUGGUCAAGCUGAUGUUUAUGCGGAUGCAUCACCAUUGGUUACAUCAGUCUUGGAUGGCUACAAUGUGUGCAUAUUUGCAUAUGGGCAGACUGGAACAGGAAAGACAUUUACAAUGGAGGGUACUGAGCAGAACAGAGGAGUGAAUUAUAGAACUUUGGAAGAGUUAUUUGAAAUUGCUGCAGCGAGGAAGGAGACAUUUACCUACAAAAUAUCAGUCAGUGUUCUUGAGGUGUACAAUGAGCAGAUCAGAGACUUGCUGGCAACAUCCCAAUCAACAAAGAAGCUGGAGGUAAGACAGGCAGCUGAAGGAUUUCAUCAUGUGCCAGGAAUAGUGGAGGCCCAAGUAGAGAACAUAAAGGAAGUUUGGGAUGUAUUGCAAGCUGGAAGUAAUGCCAGAGCUGUUGGAUCAAACAAUGUAAAUGAGCAUAGUAGUCGAUCCCACUGCAUGCUUUGUGUAACGGUGAAAGCAAAAAAUCUAAUGAAUGGGGAGUCCACAAAAAGCAAGCUUUGGCUCAUAGAUUUGGCAGGAAGUGAGAGGCUUGCGAAAACAGAUGUGCAGGGCGAGAGGCUUAAGGAAGCUCAGAACAUUAAUAGAUCACUUUCAGCUCUUGGAGAUGUCAUGUCUGCUCUUGCAGCCAAAAGCAGCCACAUCCCAUACAGGAAUUCCAAGCUGACUCAUUUGCUGCAAGAUUCAUUAGGAGGUGACUCGAAAGCUUUAAUGUUUGUGCAGAUCAGCCCCUCUGAUAAUGACUUGGGUGAAACUCUGAGUUCAUUGAACUUUGCGAGUCGAGUCAGAAAUAUAGAGUUGGGUCCUGCAAGGAAGCAGGUUGACACAGGCGAGCUUCAAAAGAUUAAACAGAUGCUUGAUAAAGUAAGACAAGAAUCCAGAAGUAAGGACGAGUCCUUGCGGAAGAUAGAAGAAAGUUGCCAAAACUUAGAGAAUAAAAUCAGAGGAAAAGAACAGCUCUGCAGAAAUUUGCAGGAAAAGAACAAAGAACUUGAAGGCCAACUUGACUCAAAGAUGGAGUUACAAAGCUUAUCAGAAAAACAAUAUGGGCAACUUUCAGAAAAAUUAAAGGUGAAGGAAGAAGCAUGUAUCUCCCUUCAGCAAAAGGUAAAAGAGUUGGAAUACAAACUGAAAGAUCAACAAUACUCCGAGUCUAUGAUUCUUCAACAAAAGGUUAAAGAGCUGGAAUGCGAGCUUAAAGAACAACUAUAUUCUGAAUCAGUAGCUGUAGAAAAGGUUAAGGAACUAGAGUACAAGCUAAAAGAGAGACUGCAAUCAGAGAUGAUACUUGAACAAAAGGUCAAGGAUCUUGAAAACAAGCUAAGAGAAGAGAGAUCUCAGUCAAACUCCAUGUUACUGUUGAACUCUGCUGAUGCUUUACGAAUUGCAACACCAACUGAGGGAAGAACAUUUUCAAGGGAUGAAUCCAUGAGUGAAACGGACCCUCAGAUUCUAAGGAGCUCAAACUCUAUUAACAAGCCAAGUCAGGGUUCUAUUUUGCAACGAGGGGCUGAGUGUCUUCACGAGAUGAAACGGAAAAGAGAACUCAGAAAUGCAAUGGUUGGGGAACUUGAGAACAACAAUGCAGGACCAACAACCCUUGUAGGUAAAAGGAUACGACCAAGUGAAUUGGGCAAGGUUGGGAAAAUAGAUCCAGCAAAGGCAUUUGGAAGGCUCAGUAGGACGACAAAGGUGGCUGCUACUCAAAAGGUGUUUACUCAUAGCAGAAAUAACAAGGAGCAGCAGUCCGGUGUAAUGAGGGAGAAAGACAGGAUAAAAGUUUGGACCAGUUAGUUAUGGAGGAGUUAGAUAACAUGUAUGCCUCCUCUUCCAUAGCACUUCACUAAUUGGUGAAGUUUAAAUUUGAGAUUUAAAUUGUUUGGACUUGUGUUGUAUAUUGGAAGUAUCACUACCAAAAAUACUGAGAUAAAUUUCUUUUUUAAAAAGACAAACCUGUCCAUGCUAAAAGCUUGGUAUAAUAUAAAUUUGAGAUGCAUUUUGACAA